UUGGUUGAACAUUGGGCCACACACGAUACCUCCAUCUGAUUUCCAAAUUCUUAAGUUUGGCAUUGAUUUUACCUUCAAAACAUUGUACAGGUUCAUGCUGUCUACAAAGAUAAAGGAAGAACUUAAAUUUCUAAGGGGACAAGCAGAUCGUAUGUUCCGAGAUAUCAUGUUACAAGUGCAAUUGAAGACACUGUUUUCUUUUAUCUCAUAUGCAUCACAUCAAUCCACUCCAGAAGCCCCCAGUGGCCUUUGGUUGCAGUCUGAGAAAGAUGUAUCUGAAACUUCAUCCGGAGGACAAAUUCAUAGAAAUGCAAUUUCCUUCAACUCACAGCAAACAAACCUCAACCAAUCCUUUAACUUGAUUCAUGGCCACUCUUCACAAAUUGCUAGCCAUAGGAGCAAUAAUCAUUGUCAAAAGAAAGGAAUAAUAUCACGCAUUGUUCGGGGAAUCAGAGGAGGCAGAAAAACAGUGGGUGAUGAAAAAUACAUUCAUUUGAUCAUGCCAAAACGGAUGAAUGAUUUAGAUCCAGGCACAAUUAUGUUCUCGUUCAAUGAAAUUCAGAUUGCAUGUCAAGAUUUUCAUCCAAAUAAUAAGCUAGCAGAAUGGGGAUUUGGGUCUGUAUACAAGGGAACUUUAGCAAAUGGUAGGCAGUUGGCCAUAAAGAGACUAUCUGAACAAGGAAAGAGCUUUUUUAUGAAUGAAUGGGGCAUCGUUUCUCGUCUACAACAUCGUAACAUAGUAAAGCUGUUUGGCUUUUGCAUUGAAGGAGAGGAGAUGUUGCUUAUUUAUGAAUAUAUACCUAAAGGAAACCUUCUAGACCUUUGCUUCAAUCCUUUAAAGGUCCAAGUCCUUGAUUGGGGAAGUCAUUUGAAUAUAAUACAAGGUGUAGCACGUGGGCUAGUAUAUCUUCAUGAGGAUUCCGGGAUUUGCAUAGUGCAUCGAGAUAUAAAACCCAAUAAUAUAUUACUCGACGAGAAUUUGAAUGCCAAGAUUGCAGAUUUUGGACUAGGAGUAGUCUUAGAUAAAAAUGGCAUCCAUCAAACUAUACCAGUUGCUGGAACAGAAGGUUAUAUAGCUCCAGAAUUGAAGUCUGAUGGUCGACUGACCGAAAAAGCAGAUGUUUUCAGCUUUGGUGUGUUCAUCUUAGAAAUAAUGUCUGGCAGAAGACAUGUGGAAUAUAAUUCCUCCUUUCCAAGCCUUGUGAAGUGGGCUUGGAAUCUUCAUGAGGAGAAUCGCCAUUUCGAUCUGGUAGACAGCAGAAUAAUUUGUAGUGAAAAUUUUGACUCAAAAAUCGUAAUGAGAGUGAUACUGAUUGCCCUCCAGUGCACUCAAGAGGCGAGGUUGAGGCCUUCCAUGUCAAAGGUAUCCUUCUUGUUGUCGCUGUUUAGUGAAGAAAUUGGCUUGCCUACACUGACAAAACCAGAUUAUCUUUAUAACAGCUAAUUGGCCCUCUAUCUUGAUAUUAUUAUAGUGAAUUUCCUGUCACAAACCAUAAUUUCUUCCUUAGCAUUACUCAGAUUCACGUCUAUAUGUUAGUAAGUUUUUGUACAUCAUCUUAACUCAUUCAACCGUUCCAUUCAGAUUUCCUUUAUAAUUACAUUUACAAGUACAGUGCAUCAAAAGAGCACUGAGCUAUGCUUUGAA
Messenger RNA from Cryptomeria japonica (Japanese cedar), 1645 nucleotides. Its product is annotated as cysteine-rich receptor-like protein kinase 43. Lineage: Eukaryota; Viridiplantae; Streptophyta; Pinopsida; Cupressales; Cupressaceae. Gene Ontology annotation, biological process: protein phosphorylation. The transcript has 6 exons. Gene Ontology annotation, molecular function: ATP binding; protein kinase activity. Bases 95 to 1444 code for a protein of 449 amino acids. The record is from RefSeq and is a predicted model, not a curated record.